Molecule: messenger RNA, 1392 nt
Organism: Drepanopeziza brunnea f. sp. 'multigermtubi' MB_m1
Lineage: Eukaryota; Fungi; Ascomycota; Leotiomycetes; Helotiales; Drepanopezizaceae
Source: RefSeq, a predicted model, not a curated record
AUGACACCGACAAAUUCCUGGCUCGAUUCCACUAGCGCGUUUGUGGUGAAUCACGGGAUCUUGGAAGCCUCCCCCGCGCGCGUUCUUGUCUUAGCGAGCCAGAGUAAACAGUUGUUGCCUCUCACCUCUUUACUCCAACCUAUCUCUAAUCUCCCCACAACUUCGAGCUCUGCGCUGAUCUCUCUUGCUCUGACUUCCACACCACCAAAUCGCAGCUUCAGCGACAGCAUCAGCAAAUUACUGACUGCAGCACUCGCUAAGAUGGGUCUUGGUCACACCGUUGAUCCCGAGGGCUUGGAGAGUUCCAUCCUCGAGCCACUGAAAGGUGACCCCAAGCUACGAGUGGCAUCUGAAACCCCACAAAAUACCGAAAGCAAGAAGAAGAGAAAAAGACGUAACAAGCAGAGACGAAAGGCCAGAAAAGCCCAAGAAGAACUGACCUCUUCGGAACAUGUCAAUGCCGACACCGAGCCUACUUGGACACAUACUAAUGGCAACGCUCGCAGAUCGGCCCACUCUGGUCGUUUGAGUGCUAAGAUCAGAACAGCUGAGACCCCCGAUUCCACCCCGAAUGUGAAUAUCCCACCAUCUCUCGGAUCAGACAAGCUUCCAACCUCCAAGAUCACAGGCGAGACUCGAUCACCCAAAACUACCUUACAUCCAGUCGAUAGAGUCAUCGGAUCACGUCGCCACUCCAAUGCCAAUGUUGAAUCGGCCAAGUCCACCUUACAAACUGCCGACCACCAGUUGCCUCGAUACCCUGCGCUUCCAGUCGACCUCGAAGACGGCAGCGAUGUUGAGGAGACGAUCAUAACCCCAGCAGCGGCUUCCCUGUCUCGUCGGCUCAAGUUCGCGCCUGGAGAGCAUCUUCAAGCAUUCCCGAGAGAAGUGACGGACGAGGACCAUGAAGAGCUGAACGGUGCUGAAUUUGACGACUCAGAUGGCGAGCAAGUGGUCCCCGAGCCUACGACGCAUCCGGGCUUCCCACCAGCAGAAGAGCUCCCAAAGUGGUUCCCGGAGAACAUCAAGAAUAUCUACCAAGUUGACCGCCAUGGAGGUGCUCUAUCCUUCAAGGAACUCAACGAGAUCACACGGUACCGCGCCGCCCUGGAGAUAAUCCUGCGUCGCAGAUGGAAGACAUACCUCGAAGCGGGAGAGGCCCGAUUCAAGCUCCAAAAGCUCGUUCGUCGCCUCCGUGCCCGACCUGUGACCGAGGCGUAUUUCAAGUACCGGAACAAGCAGUACAAGACGUGGAAGGGGAAGGCCCUGGCGUCAUGGAAGAGGCUCGAGAAGAUGCAUUCGGGCGUGCUGAUCUUGGAUGCGACGAUCAACAUCAACUUCCGCCAGGAGAGGAUCAUCUACGAGAAGGAGCUUGGCGGUCAACGCUUGUAG